Messenger RNA from Cyprinus carpio (common carp), 1971 nucleotides. Its product is annotated as galectin-8-like. Gene Ontology annotation, molecular function: carbohydrate binding. The record is from RefSeq and is a predicted model, not a curated record. NCBI's taxonomy places the organism in Eukaryota, Metazoa, Chordata, Actinopteri, Cypriniformes, Cyprinidae.
UCACUGAACGCGUCAUUCUCACAUGCGGAAGUGAAAGUGUUUAAAUCGUUUAUAUUUUGUUUCUAAGCUGGUGAUUAACUCGUAAUAACAGCAUAUUAAAGACUUUAUGAACAGCACCGCCAACAUGUCUGUCGAAAACCAGAAACAAACAGUAAUGAAUCCAACGCUUCCUUAUGCUGGCACCAUCCUGGGCGGACUUCAUCCCGGAGAGAUGGUGCUCAUCCAGGGCAGUAUUCCCAGUGACUCAGACAGAUUUCAGGUUGAUCUGACCUGCGGCAGCAGCAUGAAGCCUCGGGCAGACGUGGCCUUUCAUUUUAAUCCUCGCUUCAAGCGCUCUCCUUACAUCACCUGUAACACACUGCAGAAGGAGCGCUGGGGCAAAGAGGAGACCCACUACCUGAUGCCCUUCAGACACGGAGCUGCCUUUGAGAUCAUCAUACUCGUGCAGAAAGAUUUGUUCAAGGUGGCAGUGAAUGGCUCUCACCUGCUGGAGUACAGGCACAGGAUAGAGCUCAAGAAGGUGGACACGCUGGCCAUAUCAGGGAAGGUUCAGAUUCAAGCCAUUGGGUUUAUUCCCAGUUCAGUGAGCAAGAGCUCCGUAAUGCCUUCAAAUGCAGUCGCAAGCAAAAGAUCACAGCCUUAUUCAGUCAUGUCGGAGUCAGGUGACACGAGUCUUCCAUUUAAGAGCAAACUUGCGAAAGGAUUGAGUCCAGGAGAUUCCAUUAUGGUGAAGGGGCAGAUCUGUGGUUCCCCAGAGAGUUUCGCUGUAAACCUGCGCAUCAGUAACUCGGAGGACAUUGCUUUUCACUUAAACGCUCGUUUCAAAACGGCUUCCUUCGUUAGAAACUCUUUCCUGUCUGGUUGUUGGGGGGUUCAGGAGACCUCCUUCCACAGCUUUCCCUUUUCACCCGAGCAAUACUUUGAGAUGAUCAUCCUGUGUGAGGCUCAGGAGUAUAAAGUGGCAGUAAACGGCUUCCAUCAGCUGAAUUACAAGCACCGUGUGCAGGAUCUAAGCUGUGUGGAUGUGAUAGAGAUUGUGGGAGAUCUAGAGCUUAAGGAUGUGAAGAUUUGGUGAGCAGCUCCAGCUUGAUGUCCAUUCCCAACAUGUUUCCUCAAACCAAGUAUAUUUAAUCAACCCGAGACUCCUGCAGCUGCAAGCGAAUCGGAACUAUUUUAACUUAUUCAAGUUCUCAUUUGAAUUUGGACUAAAAUACUAGACCUGGUGUGGCCUUUCUUCAACUACUUUGUCUAACAGUUAGCACAUUUGAACUUUUAUUCUGUUUUGUUUGAGUAUUAAAUUUAUUAUAAUAUUGAUAAGGUGUGAUCUGAAUGACAAGUUCCUCUGCAUAGGUUUGCUGAUUAUUAGUUGAGGAGAUCUGGAGAUGAUUUGAACUUGAGACUCCAUGACUUCUUGUGUGGAACACGAAAACUAAACAUGGUUUCGAUGGGUCAAAACAGGUCACAGACCCCGGACAUAACAGAUGGAUGGAAAAAAAUACCAUCUGGCAGGAUGUUAAUGGAUGUGCAACAGUAAUGGUACUGUCUGUCUAGCCAUUUGUUUUCCCAAUCAAUUCUGCUAAUUCCAGGCAUUUUACACUAAGGGAAAAAACAGGUCUAAAAAACACACCCAUCCAUAAACCAUCUCAAUCAUGAGUAUAAUAAUUGAAGUCGAGUUUCUUAAAACAUUACAUUUCAAUUUCCUUUCUGCAGGAGAUUUAAUGUUUACAUCAGACAAGGAAAUGAUUUGCUAAUGCAAGGCCUGCACUACUGCAUUUGACUUGGUGUGAUAGCCUUAUAGGAAUAUCAAAUCAAUAAUCACGUUCACUAUUAGGCUCCAGAACUAAAAAUAAGCACUUUUUAUUUUGUUUACAUUUAUAGUUAACAACAGAACUAUGCAACAUUCCAGCAGCCUCAACUGAUUUUUGCUACUUCUAGUUUUAAGAAUUAUCUGGUAGUUUGUGAUAUAUAUAU